AUGUCAACAAUCGUCUCCGGCGACGGCGAGAUGCUCCGGCUUCAAUACUCACGCCUUUGUUGUCUCAUACACAACUCUCUCCAUCCAUUCACAGCGAAAUCAACGGAAUCGAUAACCAAAGAAGAAGAGAAAUCGCUGUUAAUUACACUCUCUCAGGUUUCAAAUCAAAUAAAGCUUUGGACUGACGAACUUGCCUCUGGUGAUCAUGGCACUCCAUUAAACGAAGUUUCUAGUAACAGCAAAUCCACAAUCGUUAGCUCAAUCUGCCAUUCUUCAGCUUCGGAAUGCGUAUUCAAGAUCAUAAACGAAUUGGUGUUCUUGCUAGCAAUCCAGAGUCCAUAUGUUCGACAUUUAUCAGGAAAUGUUCUUGUAGCCAUAUCAAAGUUCGUGGUGUCAAUGUCAUCUGAAAACCAUUGGGAAGAAUUCAUCAAAUCACUAUGUCUCCACUUCAAGUUCAUAAUUCAUAAAGCAAUUUCACCAGAUCAUGAUUCUCCAGCAAGCUCAAUCAUAUUAGUAUUACGAAAUAUUCUAAAACACCUGAAACACGAAGAAGAUGAUGAAAUUUUGGAAGUUUAUUUAAACACUCUUUCUUCUUGCUUACAAGAUACACCAUGGGAGUCAUGUAACACGGUUUCCAAUGAGUUUUGUGGUCAUCUUCUUCAGUUGUUUUGUUCGAUUGUUUCAAAUUCUGAUGACAAAAAUCCAGUUAUACAUUUAAUCUUUAACAUCUUUCCAAGAUUUCUAACAUGGUAUCAGAGCAAUCAAGCUGAAAAUAAUGGUUAUACAAGAAUCUCUCAAUACAUUCAACACAAGAUUCUUGUAUUGAUGAUGAGACUUAGUUCCAUCAUUAAACUAGAGUGUGAAAUGAUUCUUUCAUGGUUGAAUCUCAUCAAUAAACACUUCCAAGAUUUACUAUUUGAAUCUUUAACUCAAUCAAACACCAAGGAGGAUGAUUGCCUUAAAGAAUCUCCAUUUCUUCUUGAUGAAACUUGUCAUCAUCAACAUUUACAAAGACGAGUUUUUUUCCUUUACUUGAAGUGUAGUUUUCAUUUGAUUAGAUUACAAGAAACAAAAGGGAAUCAAUGUGUUUGUGGGGAUGUGAAGUGUUGCUCAAAGAAAGGAUUUAUUGCAAUUCAUGAGUGGCUCAAAAAGCAUCUUGUGAAAUGCAACCAAUUUGCAGAGUCUUUUUUACAGCUUUAUAUCCAUGAGGAUGAUAUGCUAUUUGAAAUUCUCUUGUUGCUAACUGACAUCCCUUUUUGCCACAAGCAACAGAAAGAUUGGACAUUAGAUGUAUUGGAGAAGGAUAUAAUUGUCCUACUCUUGGAUGUUUUUGAACCUGUUCAUCUUUUCCAUAUAUUUCUUUUGGAGAUACAUUAUGAUCAUCAAGUGCUUCUCGAUUAUCUUAUCUCCAAAGACACUGGAGCUACAUGUGCUGAGUAUCUUUUAAGGUGCUUGCGAAUCAUAUGCGAUAAAUGGGACCCGUUUCUAAAAUUCCCAAUUUGCAAAGAAGUUGGAAGCCUAUCAUCUCAAAAACGAAGAAAAGUGAUGAAUGAUUCAUUUGAAACGGAUCAUAAAAACCAGAAAAGCUUUAAAGAACCGUUUCAUAAUGCAAGGGAGUGUUUGCUUCUGCUAAAGAAAUCGAUUGAGAGUUUACACCACAAAAACUUGUUUCCAUAUAAUCCGAAAGUGCUUUUGAAACGGUUGAGUAGAUUUCAGGAGCUAUGCCCAAGGCCAUAAGGAGUUCUUGCUUGUCUGAUUGGUUUGUAGGAUCACAUUUUUUUGGGUUUAAUGUUAAUGUUGUGAAUAGAUAUAGAAGAUAUGACCAUUUGAUCAUUGUGACUCCUUAAAAAUUAGAAAUGAAAUGAUAAGUAGUUAUUUAUGAAACUUAAUUUAUGUCUUUGAUAAUGGAAGAUAUGUUUAUUGUUUUGAGUUUGUG
This is a messenger RNA of Lactuca saligna, 1936 nucleotides long. The record is from the annotation of a GenBank genome assembly. NCBI's taxonomy places the organism in Eukaryota, Viridiplantae, Streptophyta, Magnoliopsida, Asterales, Asteraceae.